Molecule: messenger RNA, 2952 nt
Organism: Monomorium pharaonis (pharaoh ant)
Lineage: Eukaryota; Metazoa; Arthropoda; Insecta; Hymenoptera; Formicidae
Gene: St2
Product: luciferin sulfotransferase
Exons: 6
Coding region: 1485-2447 (320 amino acids)
Biological process (GO): sulfation
Cellular component (GO): cytoplasm
Molecular function (GO): sulfotransferase activity
Source: RefSeq, a predicted model, not a curated record
UUUAUUACGUCAAUAUUAUAUAUUUAUUAUAGUCAUGUGAAUAUUUGUUCAUUUUGCUUUGUUUCUUCUUUUCGUUGAUUUUUUCUAAAUUUUGGUUUUAUUAGUAUUGCAACUGUAUAACAAAACACACACUGAGGUACAAAUUUGCUAAAAUACAGAAAUAUAAUUAUGUUAGACUAUUAUAUAAUAGUUUAUUAUAAAAUAAAAUUUAUAUUAAUAUUAUAAAAUACUAAUAUUAAAUGCUCAAGUUGAUUGCUAGAAUGUCAAAACUUAUUGUUAUCAUGCUUAAUUAAACUAUAUACACUAUUUUAAUAAUAUCUAGUCCAACAUAAAUGAUUGUUUUUUUAGCGAUUUACUCGCUAAUUAGUAAAAUCUAAAUUAUAAAAAACAUAUUUCUAUAACUUGAACCCGGAUAUUUCGAUUUGAAGCGUUCAAUCGACGAUCAAAUUGUUCUCCAAUCGGCCUCUCGUGGCAAUAAUAAAUCGUUUCUUUUACAUUGUAUUGCUACUUAAUGUUUUUUUGUAAUAAAAAAAAUGUAUUUUUGUUUACAGAACGGAAAUGCUAAAUGCACUCAACGUGCAAUCGGCUCCCAAUAAGAAUGCAGCCGGUUGACUUUCUCUGAAAGUGAAAUCUGUUCGACGAGAAAGUUAAUAAUGUCCCAAAUAAUUUAAAUAUGCGCAAAUAUUGCUUGCGCUUUAUACUUCCUUCCGCAUAAUCGUUUGACAACGACUUAUUGUUAAUGAGGAAUUUUUUCGCGGUAUAUGAGAAAACAGGAAAAUAAAAACUUAAUUAGAAGUAAGUAUAAAGAAUUAAAUCUAAUAAUAUUGUUAUUAUAAAAAAAACUAAUUGUAAAUAAAGGCUAAAUAAAUAAUUUUUAUUUUUUUACAAUCUAGUAUCUAAAAUUUCUUGUAAAACUUAUUUGUGAACUGAAAAUUGCAGAAAUGCUAAUUAACGGAUUUAAUCCUGUGCACCUAUGAUAUGUUUUUUCAAUUAUUUCAUAAAACAAAUUAAAAUAUAGUAAAACACACAGUUACAUACAUACAUAGAGAAUUCUAACAAAAAAAAAAUUCGCAAUUAUAAAGAAAGAAAAAACUAUACAAAUAUAUUUGCUAUUAGUUGUGACAAAGAAUCACCGCUGGGUGCAAGUAAUAAAACGGAAUUAAUGAUUUUACUUAAAAGACAAAUAUGAAAGUAUGAAAGUAAGCAGGAAAAAAGAACAGUAAAGGACCGGUAAAAAGUAUCCCAGCCGACAGUGGGUCGUCGGAUUCGAACGGCCAGGUGUAUUCAUUUCUCUGCAAAUCGCGUGUGCAACAACAUCCGAGUGUGGUCCGAGCGAAAUUAAAAUCGUCUGCAUCUUGAUAUCCGCAUAAAAAGCGAGUAUCAGUUAUAGAAUUUUCAAAGUUAAACCUAUUUUUAAAUCGCUCGUUUAACUUUGUGUUAAAUUUCUUCUUGCAGUGAGUAAAGGAUCGAUCGUGUUUUCGACAAUGGAUGACGAGACGGGAGAAAAGUUAGAUGAGAUAUUCGGGACUAAGCCCAGCCUCGUAAAGGUCCAACCCAGCCAUUGUUUAUUACCGCCGAAAAUUGUCUUCUACGCGCAAAAAAUACGUGACAUGCCGGUGUAUGAGGAUGACGUUUGGAUGAUCUCGUUUCCUCGAACUGGAAGUCACUGGGCGCAGGAAAUGGCAUGGUGCAUCGGACACGAUUUUGAUUAUGAAAAAGCUCGCACGAUCAUAUUAAAGCGAAGUCCUACCCUUGAAGGUUCGGUUAUCAUGGUCAACGGGAAGUUUGACGAAUGGUUCAAAGAUCUGGGUGACUCCGUCGAAAAUAUAAAAAAUAUGCCAAGACCACGGUACAUCAAAACCCAUAUACCGUGGGACUUAUUACCGAGGCAGUUUCACGAGAAAAAGCCAAAGACGAUUUACAUCACGAGAAAUCCGAAGGACGUCUGCGUCAGUUAUUACUAUUACUGCAAGGUAUUCCAUGGUAUGAAUGGAAGCUUCGACGACUUCGCGGAAUUGAUGCUGUGUGACAGUGUGCCGUACGCUCCGCUUUGGGAUCACGUUUUGCCCUUUUGGAAGAACAAAGAUCAAGAGAACAUACUAUUUUUGACGUACGAAGAAAUGAAACAGAAUCAAAUGGCGGCGAUUAAGAAAACAGCGAAAUUUUUAGGGAAAAGCGUGACAGAGGAGCAGGUUAUCGGGCUCAGCGAACACCUAAAAUUCUCGAAAAUAUCAGCAAAUCCAUCGGUGAACGUACAGCUGUUGCUAGACAACACGGACGAGCCGAAAAACGAUCCGAAUCUGAAGUUCAUCAGGAAGGGCAAGGUUGGCGAUUGGACGAAUUACAUGUCAGAAGAUCUCGCGCGACGAUUCGACAAGUGGACGGAGGAACAUUUAUAUGGGACCGGUCUAAAAUUCGAUACAGACAUUAUGCUUGACGAAGAAUAAGUAUAUAUGAAACAAUUACAUGAAAGCUAAAUAAAUAAUUUUUAAUGGAAAUUAUUUAUUUGUAAAAUAUCAAGGUUUAGCAUCAAAAUUAAAAAUAAAUUUACUUUUUAUUUCAAUUUUGCACUGCAAUUUGUUAUCAGAGUUAAAAAUUUCUACUUUUUUUUCAACAUUGCCGAAAUUCUGCAGUUAAAAUGCAUUAAUGUAAUAUCAUGCUUAUAAUAUGAAUAAGUGUCACUUUCAUGUAUAUAAUACAUUUCAAUUAUUUUUUUUACUAUAUAUAUAUAUUUACAAUUAUAUAGAUUACAUAUAUAUAUUAAAUAUCUUAAUCAUAUGUGUAUCUUUUUCACUACUUUUUAAAAUGUUUUUUUUCGUAUCGCAUAUAAUCGUAAGUAAAAGACUGUAUUCUUUAUGUGAAUUAUAAAUAUACUGUUAAUAUAAUAUCAUUGUAAUCAAUUGUUGCUUUAAACAUGAAUAAAUAACUUUUGUCAAUUUAAAUAAAACCAAG